Molecule: messenger RNA, 444 nt
Organism: Chrysemys picta bellii (western painted turtle)
Lineage: Eukaryota; Metazoa; Chordata; Testudines; Emydidae
Product: lysozyme C-like
Molecular function (GO): lysozyme activity
Source: RefSeq, a predicted model, not a curated record
AUGAGGGCUCUGGUGCUGCUUCCCGUCCUGGCCUGCCUGAGCGCCGGGGCCCGGGGCCAGGUGUUCAGUCGCUGCGAGCUGGCCCGGCUGCUGAAGAGAGGGGGGCUGGACGGGUUCAUGGGGUACCGUCUGGACAACUGGAUCUGCCUGGCUUUCUACGCCAGCCGCUUCGACACGGGGACGGUGACGGAGAACUCGGACGGCAGCUCCGACUACGGGAUCUUCCAGAUCAACAGCCGCCGGUGGUGCAGCGACCAGCGCAGCCGCACGCUGGACCUGUGCCAGACGCGCUGCCGCGAUUUACUGACUGCCGACCUAGUGGACGACAUCAAUUGUGUCAAGAAAGUCGUGAUGGACUGGCAGGGGAUGGGAGUCUGGAUGCCCUGGCGUGACCAUUGCAAGGGCCGGGACCUGAGUCACUGGGUGGCUUCCUGCAACCUGUGA